This is a messenger RNA of Suillus fuscotomentosus, 726 nucleotides long. RefSeq lists its product as uncharacterized. Bases 1 to 726 code for a protein of 241 amino acids. NCBI's taxonomy places the organism in Eukaryota, Fungi, Basidiomycota, Agaricomycetes, Boletales, Suillaceae. The record is from RefSeq and is a predicted model, not a curated record. The transcript is spliced from 5 exons.
AUGCCAAGAACUCAAUCUCCUACAGUCCUCUCACAGCAGACGAAGGUUCACUUGGACAAGGCAGAGGUUGUGGUCCUCAGGGACCAUCUGGAGGACUGGAGCAAUGGUUGCAAAACCAAUCUCGGCGGAAAAAAAAAUCCCAAGCCCCUCAUCAAGUAUGGCAGACGUUGGACGGCGAGGCAAGUCCUGAUCCAGACUCAUAAAGACCUCAUCCGAGAGGAGACCGGGGAGAUGGCUGGAAGUGAGGAGAUGAUCAGCAAGUGGCCAAAGGCAGGCGAAGAGAGGGAACAGGUGCAAGCCACGGCGGAGAAAUGGAACAAUCAAGCGGCGCCGCCAGAGGUUCAAGCCGAGGUCGCCGAGAGCAAGGGCGCCGAGAUGAUUGAGCAUUUCGCCACCAAAAUGUUCAAGCAAGCUGGAAUGAGGGUUUGUGUGCUGUCUGCAUGGAACAACAGCAAAGGGAAGCUCAUGUUAGGAGGUCAUGACUUCAAUGAACAGUUUGGGAACGGCGAGAGCUUCAUUAAAACAAGGGAUUGGGACGGCAUUUUUAUGCCGGAAUGGGGGGAAUAUGCUGGGGAGCAAUUCGAUGCAGAAGAUGGGGAAGAGCCCCUGAUGGUGAAGUCAAAGAAGCGGCAGCCCAGGAAGCUUGUUGAGCUCGAAGAAGAUGCCGAAGGUUGGCCGAUGCUCCCGGAUACAAUGGAUGGAAUCGUGCCGAGCAACAACACAUGA